AUGCAGGAUGUCUUCAAAAAGAGUUCAAAUACCUACUUUGUCUCUGAAGAAAGACCCACCCUGAGCUUCAAUGCGGAGACCUGCCCAAACUUUGCUGAAACUCUGCCGACUGAAAUUAGCUUGAAUAUAUUCCGUAAACUGGACACUCGCAGCUUGUGUAAUGCUUUGUUAACUUGCAAAUUGUGGUACCAUAUUAUUGAAGACAGUGAUCAUAUUUGGAGGGAUCACUGCCUGGUUGUAAGAGCUGUCUGUCAGCGAGAGAUUGACGGGGACAGGCAAGGUGGAAUGUCAUGGAAGGUCACACUAGUGCGGAACUAUAAAAGAAGCUUUUUGAAGAGGGACUGGUUGAGAGGAAGAUACAGCAACGUUCAUUGUGCAGAUGAACUCCUAGACACAUACAUGUGUCCCCUGGAUGUUGAGACGUGGGGCGAGAUUCUAGAAGCAGAACUAGAUAGAUAG
Hypomesus transpacificus is the source of this 459-nucleotide messenger RNA. Its product is annotated as F-box only protein 48. The record is from RefSeq and is a predicted model, not a curated record. NCBI's taxonomy places the organism in Eukaryota, Metazoa, Chordata, Actinopteri, Osmeriformes, Osmeridae. Bases 1 to 459 code for a protein of 152 amino acids. Gene Ontology annotation, molecular function: protein binding. The transcript is spliced from 2 exons.